Messenger RNA from Chenopodium quinoa (quinoa), 1257 nucleotides. Its product is annotated as probable aquaporin TIP3-2. Bases 247 to 1020 code for a protein of 257 amino acids. The record is from RefSeq and is a predicted model, not a curated record. Gene Ontology annotation, molecular function: water channel activity. The transcript is spliced from 3 exons. NCBI's taxonomy places the organism in Eukaryota, Viridiplantae, Streptophyta, Magnoliopsida, Caryophyllales, Amaranthaceae. Gene Ontology annotation, biological process: water transport; transmembrane transport. Gene Ontology annotation, cellular component: membrane.
CCAAUUUCUGCAACUAUCGUCAUCUGUCUUUCUCCAUUUCUACUCUUCUAAUUAUAUUUCUCUUGAGAAAGUAGUAGUACCAACAAUAUUGUUAAACUUGAGAAAGAUUUUUAGGCCUUUUUUUCUUGUCAAAAGUUGUGGUAAGAGAUUGAUAGAUUUUUUGUUGUUGUUGUUGCUGUUAGCUUGGUGUUUUGACGGUGGCUUAGCUCAAGUUGGGGUUGUAGAGAAGAAGGGAGAGUAGCUAGCAUGGCACCACCUCGAAGAUACGCGUUCGGAAGGCCGGAAGAGGCCACACACCCUGAUUCCAUGAGAGCUACCUUGGCUGAAUUCAUCUCCACUUUAAUCUUUGUCUUUGCUGGCGAGGGUUCCCAGCUCGCUCUCCGGAAGUUAUACGGUGAUGAGGCAACAACGGGAGCCUCAUCGUUGAUGGUGAUAGCUUUGGCACAUGCGUUUGGUUUGUUUGCUGCAGUCGCGGCAAGUUUGAAUGUAUCAGGAGGGCAUGUAAAUCCAGCAGUUACAUUUGGCGCCCUUGUUGGUGGUAGAGUCUCGUUUCUUCGUGCUAUCUUAUAUUGGGUAGCACAACUCUUGGGUGCAAUUGUUGCUGCCCUACUUCUCAGGCUUGUUACUGAUGGCAUGAGACCAGUUGGGCUAGGAGUGGCAUACGGUGAGGGUAAUCUUCAAGCUUUAAUUCUGGAAAUAGUGAUGACAUUUGGUCUAGUGUACACGGUUUAUGCUACCGCCAUUGAUCCAAAGAGAGGCAGCUUAGGGACCAUUGCACCUUUAGCCAUCGCGUUGAUUGUAGGAGCAAAUAUUCUAGUGGGUGGGCCAUUCGACGGAGCAUCAAUGAACCCAGCAAGAGCAUUUGGACCGGCCUUAAUUGGAUGGAGAUGGAGGAAUCACUGGAUCUACUGGGUUGGUCCUUUGAUCGGAGGUGGGCUUGCUGGACUGGUUUACGAGUUUAUUGUGAUCCCUACUGAGCCUCCUCAUGCUCACCAACCUUUGGCACCAGAAGAUUACUAGUUUCGUUGGUCAUAAAAAUGUAAACACUGCAUAGGUCCUUUAUGUUUGCUGGGGUGUUUAAUUUUGUAGUCUUAUUUGAGUCAGUCUUCUUUUGUUGUUGUGUGAAUUCUCUUAAGCUUUGGACUUGUACUUAAGAGGCAUAUACUGUGGUAUGUUGUCUGUAAUAAAAGGUGUCAUUGCGUUUAUAUUCAAUGUUGACCUUAAAUAAUAUGAAUAGCUUCCUUCAGUUGUACUGUC